AUGUUCGUCCUAUUAGUAGCUCUUAUAUUUGUGCGCAGAGGUGAAUCGGGAAAUGAUGGAGUUGCGCUAACUAAAUGCCUUGAUCCUAGUGCCGCCGUGGCUCGUCCAUUGCCGCUUCCAUCAGCUUGCAAGGACAAAGAUCCAACUAUUUGCAGUGCCAUUUUUGCCGUCCGAUCGGGUGCUGUAGGACCUAAUUCAGUCGCAGCAAAUGCGUUUUUGGUCAAUCCCAACUGCCAAAACGCGACUGUUCUUACAGCAGCUGAAGCCUUGUGUCCCUCCUCAUGUGCAGUUUGUUGUUUAACACCUGAAUUUAGUUGCCAAAAUUCAACAACAGCAGCAGCAGGUGCGUCUGCUUGCUCGGACAGCCGAACCAAUUGCGCGCAAAUGGCAUCGUUUUGCAAUACUCCACCAUAUUCUGCAGUAAUGGCUCAACAAUGCCGAAGAACGUGUAACUUAUGCCAAUAA
Messenger RNA from Dracunculus medinensis (Guinea worm), 465 nucleotides. NCBI's taxonomy places the organism in Eukaryota, Metazoa, Nematoda, Chromadorea, Rhabditida, Dracunculidae. The record is from the annotation of a GenBank genome assembly.